UUUAAAAUUAGUAUAUGUUUUUGUAUGUAAAUUUAGAUGCACUUUUGUGAUUUCAGACACGACUUGUGAUAGGGACUUUUAUUUUGGUGUGGCAAUGUGAUGUCAUAUGUCCGCGCCGCGCUCCUGUAUCUGUUGUGAACGGCUGGAGAAAGAAAAAACUCCCGGUGAAGCAACCGAGAUCCAUGUGACACUAUUAUAAAGAUGGCAUUUAUUAAAGAGGAGCGUGAAGACAUGAAGAUUGAAGAAGAAAUCCGUGUGAAACAUGAAGAUACUGAGGAACAAACAAAGAUGGCGUUUAUUAAAGAGGAGAGUGAAAACCUGAGAAUUGAAGAAGUAUUCAGUGUGAAACAAGAAGAUACUCAAGAGCAAACAGACCUGAUGCCAUUGAAAGAAGAGAUUGAAGUCCUGAAUGAUAUGGAAGAGAAAUAUCAUGAUUUCAUAACUGGAGAAAAAUUGACUGAAAAGACUUCCUCACAAAAAAUACCUGAAAAGACAGGACCUAGUAUUGAUUUCACCUGCUUUCAGUGUGGAAAGUUUUUCAGUCAACGUGGAAACCUUACAGUCCACAUGAGAAUUCACACUGGAGAGAAGCCUUUCACCUGCCAACAAUGUGGAAGGAGUUUCACUCAAAAAGGAAGCCUUAAAGCUCACAUGAGAGUUCACACUGAAGAGAGGUCUUUCACCUGCCAACAGUGUGGAAGAAGUUUUAACAACAAGGCGAACCUUACAGGCCAUAUGAGAGUUCACAUUGAAACAAGCUCUUUUACUCACCAUCAGACAAGAACUAGAAAUGAUUUUACCUGCUUGCAGUGUGGAAGGAGUUUCACUCAACGUGGAAACCUUACAGUCCACAUGAGAAUUCACACUGGAGAGAAGCCUUUCUCCUGCCAACAAUGUGGAAAGAGUUUCAAUCAACGUGGACACCUUAACGUCCAUAUGAGAAUUCACGCUGAAGAGAGCUUUUUCACCUGCCAACAGUGUGGAAAAAGUUUCAAGAAAAAAGCAAACCUUAAAGUCCACAUGAGAAGUCACACUGAAAAGAGCUCUUUUACCUGCCAACAGUGUGGAAAAAAAUUUAACAGCAAAGGACUUUUUAAUUGCCACAUGAGAGUUCACACUGGAGAAAAGCCUUUCACGUGCCCUCAAUGUGGAAUAAGCUUCAGUCAAAAAGGAAACCUUAACAAGCACAUGAGAAUUCACACUGGAGAGAAGCCUUACACCUGCAAACUGUGUGGGAAAUGUUUCAUUCAUAAAGGAAGCUUUGAAAGCCACAUGAGAAUUCACUCUGGUGAGAAGCCUUACACCUGCCAUCAAUGUGGAAAGAGUUUUACACAUAAACCAACUCUUAUUUCCCACAUGAGAACUCACACUGGAGAGAAGCCUCACACCUGCAAACUGUGUGGAAAGAGUUUCGCUGAAAAAGGAAGCCUUAGAGUCCAUAUGAGAGUUCACACUGGAGAGAGUCCUUACACCUGCCAACAGUGUGGACAGAGUUUCACUCAAAAUGGAAACCUUAAAAAACACAUGGAAAUGCACACUCGAGAGAAGCUACACUCAUGUGAACAGUGUGGAAAGAGUUUCAGAUUAACCAAUAAUUCCCAUGUGAAGAUUCAAUGCGGAAUGGGUUGUCCAGACAUGAAACAAUUUAACGGGCACAAAAUAAAUGGUAAUAAGUUUAGAAAAAGGAGCAAUUUCAAAAGUCACUUGCACAUUCACUCUGUUGAAAGGCCGUUUAAUUGUGUUAAGUGUAAUAAAAGAUUUAUUUUGCCAUCACACUUACAGAUACACAUGAAAAGUCAUACAGGUGUGAGAUGCUAUUCUUGUUCUUCCUGUGGAAAGAGAUUUAAAUGGCUUGGCCAUUUAAAAUGGCACCAGAAAAUGUGUGUAAAACUAAGGCUGCAUUCACACCGCAGCUGAGCCAAGCUGAGCCAAACAUUCCUUAAGUCACACAGCCUGUUUUAAAUUCUGAGCUAUAAAUUACUAUUAUAGUGUGAGAAUUAACUUGCAUUAGUUAAAGGAUUAGGAUCACUUUCAAAUAAAAAUUUCCUGAUAAUUUACUCACCCCCAUGU
Messenger RNA from Ctenopharyngodon idella (grass carp), 2070 nucleotides. RefSeq names its product gastrula zinc finger protein XlCGF57.1-like. Bases 202 to 1917 code for a protein of 571 amino acids. The record is from RefSeq and is a predicted model, not a curated record. The transcript has 3 exons. NCBI's taxonomy places the organism in Eukaryota, Metazoa, Chordata, Actinopteri, Cypriniformes, Xenocyprididae.